AUACUAUCCUCAUCAACCGAUUUCAUUGAACUAGCCGAAGUUCCCUUCGAUGGUGUGGAAUGGUCCUACCAUUAUUUGUAAUUGGCCCAUUUUCUUUUCUGUCGGUUUUCGUACUUUAGGGUUGGGAAGGUAACUAAUACCGUUUUUUUUGUGAUUAUAAAUGUUACCAACGUUGAAAUGCGGUUGUUUAUUUUACGAUCGGACACCGUUCGGACAACAAGUGCAUAUGCAUUGUGCGAGUGGGAUUGAUCAGUUGCAGUUGAAAACGAAUAAGCAGGAGGCUUUCACUUUGUGUGAUUCAGGCGGAACAGGAAUUGUUUGAUGAUAAAAGUGUGUUUGUGAAAAUAAGUACAGAAAUAAAAAUUCUUCGAAGAUUAAUGUGACUGAGAGAUGCUAUCUGUCGUAAAUAUGGGACAUGUAAAAACAGUUCGCCCGGGUGAUGUGUUAUUUUGUUUGCCCGUGAUUUUUGCAACUCUCAGUGUACUAGUGACUCGUGCCGAUCCUGUUCCAGAGCCGGAUCCAGCAAGAAUUCUUGGAAAAUAUAUCUUUUCCUAUCACCCUUCGGAAACCGAUUAUCACCUAUCGCGCCAGCCUUUGGAUACGAGCAACAUGGUUGAGAACGAUGACUAUGACAGCGAACCAUCCGCUAGUCACAGCAGCUACGGACACUCGUAUUCCGGAUCGGAAUCGCCUGGCUACAUGACAUCAUACACCACAUCAACGAAGCAUGGCGAUUCUAGCGGUUUCGAUAGUGACAGUUACGAAGAUAAUGACGAUCGAAAAAAUUACUACACCAGCAGCUCGGCCUACCAGAAAACAAAACCAAUCAUUCCGAUCCUGCAGUCGUACAGCAUUAUUCAUGCCUCCAAAGACAGUUCGGCCAUGAUCAAAAACAGUGACAACUACAACAACAACUACAGCAGCAACGAAAGCGAAGAAGAAGCGGAGUAUGAACAGACUUAUUAUAAGCCUCCGAAAGUGAUUCACACCAAAGCGAAGAUGAUUCCCAUAAGCCAACACGUCGAGGUGGAACGGCCGGUUCCUGUUCCGUAUGUUAAGAAAAUACACGUGCCCAUUCCGAAAGGGGUGCGGAUUCAAAUUCCCCAUCCUGUGCUGGUCCCCGUGCCGCAGCCGUAUCCUGUGCACGUUCCUGUAUCGCAACCAGUGGCGGUACCCGUGAUCAGAGAAAUCACCAUACCGAUUGAAAAAAUCGUCCCGUAUCCGGUGGAGAAGAGGGUUCCUGUUCCCAUCGAGAAACCAGUUCCGUAUCCAGUGGAAAAACAUGUCCCGGUGCACAUACCGCAGCCGUACCCGGUCAAAGUACCAGUAAUAAAAACAAUCGUACACAAGAUGAAACCGCCGCGCACUAUUGGCUUCGGAAGUGUCACAAUCUGACAAAGCCGUUAAGGUCAUAAUUGUUAAGUAAGCUAAAGAGAAAUAAUCGAAUUAUGGAUAUUAUUAUGCAUACCCGGUUCCACUCUGCCGUUAGUGUGCAUCGUUUACCAUUACCGUUAUUGUUGCUAACACGUUUUUCGCUCUUCGCCGCUGUAAGGAAGGCUAUAAGGAAGAAGCGGCGAAAACCAUAACAAACGCGAGCGCGAAUGAAAAUUAAACUGUGAAAAUCUCGCGGAUAUCGCGAAAUUGAAGCCCACACAGAGCAAAACCCAUUAUGGGGAACCUGUGUGUAAAUUUCCACCGUUAGCCAAGCAUUUUAUAUCGUUUACAAUGUGUAAAGCAACAGUUUAAGUGAGCUUGUGAUUACUACGCACAGCAAUAACGGAUCGUACGUUAUUAAUUCAUAGCAUUCCAAUUAUUUUUGAAUCGACGAAAGAGACGAGGAAGCCAAUAGGGGCGUGUGGAAACAAUGUUGAUAUUGUACCUUCCAUAAUUCCUGGUAAAUUUUCUCUCCAAUGUCAAACGAUAGCAGUGCGAUGAGAUAUGGUACGAACUAUGUUGUUUUUAAUUUAUAUUAUUUUAUUCUAUUUGUUUUAGAGACAGCGAUAGCCCAUUUCCAACUUUUGUAUUCUGAAUAUUUUCAUACGCAUGAUAGCUCCAAGUUUUUUUUUGUGUAAAUAGAGUACCUAUACCCAAUAUACCACCUAUUCGUUGUUAGGUUCGUAAAUAUGAGUACCGUAUGU
Messenger RNA from Toxorhynchites rutilus septentrionalis, 2138 nucleotides. RefSeq lists its product as uncharacterized. Lineage: Eukaryota; Metazoa; Arthropoda; Insecta; Diptera; Culicidae. The transcript has 2 exons. The record is from RefSeq and is a predicted model, not a curated record. The coding region runs from base 391 to 1395 and encodes 334 amino acids.